UUGGGGGGGAUCCAGCCAACCAUGCCUUUGGGUGAGUUGAAGUUCAAGGAGCUGGGUGAAGAGGAGCCCACCUGGGAGGAGGUGAGCCUGGCCAGCGUGAAGGCGCUGACGGCCAAGCUGAAGCUGCAGACACGGAGACCUUCCUACCUGGAGUGGGAAGCCCGACUACGGGGGCAGCCCUGGUGCAGUCGGACCCCCGGGGGGGGCCAAGGGGCAGAGCAGGGCCCUGGGCACCGGGAGGAUGAGGAGGAGUGGGACGGUGGCGUCUGUGGCUUCGCCACCAUGGAGGCAGCUCUGGAGUGGCUUAGGAUGGAGCUGCGGGAGAUGCAGGCUGCAGACCAGCGCCUGGCGCAGCAGCUGAUGCGCCUGCGGGCGCAGCUGCACCGGCUGAAGGUGGAGCAGGCCUGCCACCAGCACAAGGAGAUGCUGGACGACGCUACCUUCGGCCUCGAGGGCUGCGAGGAAGACUCGGACCUGCUCUGCAACAUCCCACCCAAGGCCGCCUUCCUGCUCUCCACGCCGCUCAAGCACAUCGGCGUCACUCGCAUGAACAUCAACUCCCGACGGUUCUCCCUCUGCUGAGCACGGCAGGACCCCGCAGAGCGAUGGGCACCCAGCCUGGACUGGAGCCUCGCCAGCACCCACGGGUGCAUCCAGACCUGGUAGGGCUCCAGCAUCCCUCCUAAAAUGCCUCGGGGACUGCGGAGCUGCUGCCGGGGGGCGGGGGCGCGGGGCGCGGGGCUGAGCCCUGGUGCUGCCAGCCCUACCCCGGGGGACAAUGCCACGCCAUGGUGGCAUGGGAAAUGCCACUGACUCCAUCAGGCACAGAGUGUUUUGGGGCACCCCGUGCCCUGUGCCUCAGAACAGUGGGGACAACCACAGUGGAAAAUGUGGCAGCAGCCAUUUGAGGAGGAAAAAAAGGAGGUGAAGACAAGAGCUGA
This is a messenger RNA of Tyto alba (common barn owl), 941 nucleotides long. It is a transcript of the gene FAM167B, whose product is annotated as family with sequence similarity 167 member B. The coding region runs from base 22 to 582 and encodes 186 amino acids. The transcript has 2 exons. NCBI's taxonomy places the organism in Eukaryota, Metazoa, Chordata, Aves, Strigiformes, Tytonidae. The record is from RefSeq and is a predicted model, not a curated record.